Messenger RNA from Ciona intestinalis (vase tunicate), 1295 nucleotides. NCBI's taxonomy places the organism in Eukaryota, Metazoa, Chordata, Ascidiacea, Phlebobranchia, Cionidae. The record is from RefSeq and is a predicted model, not a curated record.
UCUGCUCAGUUUUUCAACAAUAUUAUGUUUAUAUGAGGACAAAACUGACAUGUUUGGGUUAUCUACGACAUACUUUACAGUGCGAGGAGCCUCUGUCAAAUUAAUGCGCGAUGUUGUCACUCACAGUAAGAAAAAUGCUUUGCGUCACCAACAUUUCAGCAAAAGGUAUCACUACAAAAGAAAAAAGACAGAGCCGCACUUUUAUUUAACGCUUUCUCCCGUCUUGCUUUCAUUCAGUUUGUUUUCUACCUCAAAUGACUCACAGAAGGACAAAGAAAAAGAUAAAAACAAAGAUAUACAGAACCUGGUUAGACAAGGAAAGAAAAUGCUGGCACAAAACUACCAUCCGAAGAAAGCGGAAAUGCUUUAUAUACAAGCUCUUCAUCUUGCUUUGGAAAGAAAGGACAGAAAAGUGAUUGCUUACAUCCAAGAUUUACUGGCAAACUUGGCACUUCAUACAAAUGAAUAUGAUAAAGCUGAGCCUCUGUUUCGAAAUGUGCUUCAAAAUUUGAUAGCUACAGGCAAGGAACCGAACGAUCCAGCAAUCCUUGAAAUUUCCCUCAAACUUGCGAGUAUAUAUGCCAGUCAAGGAAAGAGAGAACUAGCAAUCACGGGUUACACAUGGUGUGCGGAUACAUGCAGAACCAACCUCAAGAAAAUGGAGGAAGAUGGAGCUGGAAUGGGAGAUGAAGAGUUUGAAAACAGUGUUGCCUUGCUUGGUAUGAUACUAGAUUCUUAUGGUCGGUAUUUAUUUGACCAUGGAAACCAUCAGGAAGCACUGGUUUGUACAAUGGAAGCAAAAUCAUUAUGUGAAAGACUAUAUGGAAAAACUGACUUGAGGACAUUGAUUAUCUACAAUGAUAUUGGUUCAGUGAAGAGCAGGAUGGGAAAACAUGAGGAAGCUUUUGAAUAUGUGAAGAUGGCGGUUGAUGCAGCAGAAAACAGCGGUGCAGAUCCAAGUGAAAAGGCUGUGUUUUAUACAAACCUAUCAAUGGUUUGUAUGAGGAAAGGUAAACCAGCAGAGGCUGAAGAAGCUUACAAGAAAGCCUUGGUGGAAGUUUCAAAAACAAAAGAUGAUGCACUGAAGAAAUAUGUUGGGUCCUUAGCCAAUAUACUAGUGCCAGACCAACCACAUAGUGUUAAAUAAAUUGCACAGUUUCGAAUAAUUUCGGCAUUUUCUAAAGUUGUGCUUUUUUUAUUUUUCAACAAUGAGCCAAACUCAGGAUUUCGUCUUUUUGUUGUGGAAAAACUGAAAAAAUAGUUCGUUAUGGAGUCAUUGAAUAUAUGGAUAAAGA